AGGCCGGCCCCGCCCCGCGGCUCCGGUUUCAGCCGCUGCUACAGGGACCCCCAAGAUGGAAACGCAGGGGCUGCCCGCCGCGGAGGCGGCCCGGGCCCGGCCCGGCGCGCAACAUGGCGGCCCUCCCGCGCCGCCCGCUGCCCCGCGCCGCCCUCCGCCGCCGCCUGACUGGGAGCCGGCGGCCCCCGCCGCCUCCUCCUCCUCCGCCGCUUCAGGCCUUUACGUGAGCUUCCCGGUGCUGCUGGUGGAGGAGAAGUCGGAGUCCGGCGCCAGCCCGGCGCCCAGCCCCUGUGCGCCGCCGGCGGGGCCUGCGCCCGACAACGACGGGCUCCUGCUCGUUUUCAACGUUGUGCGCGGCGCGGCCGAGGCCGGCGGUGGCGAAGCAGGGCGCGCCCAGCCCGGCCCGCCGCCCGCUGAGCCGCCAGAGGAGGCCUCCGGCUCUGCGCCGCCGCCGCCGCCCCCUCCUCCCCCGCCGCCGCCCCCCGCCGGCAGCGAUGGCGGUGGUGGGGCUGAGGACGGAUCCUUCUCGGGGACCAUCACCAUCAACAACCAGAGCCUGGUGGUGCGCAUCGAGAACGGCGUCCUGACGCUGGGGCCCGGCGCCGAGCAGGCCGCGGGCGCCGCCCCGCCGCCGGCCGCUCCGCCACCGCCACCCGCCGCCGCCAGCCCCGCCGAGCCGCCUGGCGGGCCGCGGCCGCGCUCACCGCCGGCCUUCCCCUGCCCGGAGCCGCGUUGCGGCGAGGCCUUCCCCCGCAAGCAGCAGCUGCGGCUGCACCGCCUCUCGGCGCACGGCGGCGGCGGGGAGGACGGCCGGGGGGCGGCGGCGCGGCCCUUCGGCUGCCCUGUACCGGGCUGCGCUUGGUCCUUCGCCACGGCCUACAAGCUGCGGCGGCACCUGCACUCGCACGACAAGCUGCGGCCCUUCGUCUGCGCGGCGCCAGGCUGCGCCAAGCGCUUUACCACCGUCUACAACCUGCGGGCCCACAGCCGCGCCCACGAGCAGGAGGCGGCGCACAAGUGCGAGGCGUGCGGGCAGCGCUUCCCCAGCGCCGCCCGCCUCGCCGCCCACCGCCGCCGCAGCCACCUGGAGCCCGAGCGGCCCUACCGCUGCGACUUCCCGGGCUGUGAAAGAACGUUUAUCACAGUGAGUGCAUUAUUCUCCCAUAAUCGAGCACACUUCAGAGAGCAAGAGCAGUUCUCCUGUUCAUUCCCUGGCUGUAACAAGCAGUAUGACAAAGCCUGCAGACUGAAAAUCCACAUGAGGAGUCACACAGGUGAAAGGCCUUUUAUCUGUGACUUUGAAGGCUGUGGCUGGUCUUUUACCAGUAUGUCUAAGCUGCUGAGACAUAAAAGGAAACACGAAGACGACAGGAGAUUUAUGUGCCCAGUAGAAGGCUGUGGCAAGUCCUUCACAAGAGCAGAACACUUGAAAGGCCACAGUAUAACCCACCUCGGUACAAAGCCAUUUGAGUGUCCAGUAGAAGGCUGCUGUGCAAAAUUUUCAGCACGAAGUAGUUUGUAUAUUCACUCCAAAAAACAUCUUCAGGACGUGGACUCAUUAAAGACUCGUUGUCCUGUAUCAAGCUGUAAUAAAUUGUUCACUUCCAAGCACAGUAUGAAGACACACAUGGUCAAACAGCAUAACUUCAGCCCAGAUCUUCUAACUCAGCUCGAAGCAACCAGUUCCCUCACACCCAGCAGUGAACUCACUAGUCCGGGACAGAGCGAUCUCAGCAACAUAGACCUCGUAUCCUUGUUCUCCAACGUGUCCAGUAACAAUUCUGGAAUUGCAACAGACAUGACACUUGUGAACUCUGGGAUUGUCACGAUUGAUGUUGCUUCGGUGGGCCCCACGCUUGGAGGAAACCUGCCUGUCAGUAGCAAUUCUUUAAGCCAGGCAGUUGAUCCCUUGAUACUGGUGGCUAGCAGUGAUAUGCCACAGAGCUUGGACAGUUCUCUCUUGCUGGGGACCAGCGCAACGGUUCUCCAGCAAAGCACUUUAAACUUGGAUGAUGUACAGACUGUCAAUGCAGAAGCCUUGGGUUCGCUAGCAUCACUGUCGGUGAGGAAUUCCAGUCAAGAUGUGCACAGUUUGAUGUCCAGCAAUAAUUUAGCAAUUGACACAGCCACUUUGACUCCUUCUAGUAGCCUUGGUGGUACCAAUGUGCCUGAGUUACUAACACCAAGUAAAGCUGAACGGAAUUUGCUUCCUAGCUCAGACGUCGUUGGUCAACAAGAGGGCAGCAAAGUAGUGACGCAGUUUGUCUUCUCCAACCCUCCAGGGAGCUACAGUGCACAGAAAGAAAUGGAUCUUGGCACAGUGACUGGCAGCUCAUUUUUGGAGAGCAGUGGGUCUGCGAGAACAGAUUACAGAGCCAUUCAGCUAGCCAAGAAAAGGAAACAAAAAGGGAAUGGGAGCAGCACAGGGGCAUCUGGCUCUGGUCAGAGAAAAAGCAAGGGUGGUAAAGUAAGCCCUACCACCUUCUCGUCAUCUGCUCCUGGCAGUCGACUUGGUGGCAACAUAGUUCUGCCAAAUGGAGGGCUGACAAUAAGGGACCCUGCCACUGGAGCCCAGUAUGUGCAAAUUCAGCUUCUUCAGGAUGAUUCCCCAGGAGAGGGAGAUUUGCCUUUCCAGCUGAGCUCUCAGUCCUCCUCAUCACACUCUCAGCUUCCGGUGGAUUUACCUGUUCACAUACUUCAGGAAGCGCACAAUUCCACUGAGGAUGAUGCAGGCUCUGAUAACUCUCAGUUCACUGGAAGCACAAUAAACUUGCAGGAUCUGGAGUGACCAUCACUAAGGACAGCUACUUGAAAGCCAAUUGGGCAAUCAUGUCUUGCCAGAGUGAGAUCACUGCCUGGGUCUUUCUCCAAGGAAAAGGUGAACACAGGAGUGCCGGAUGAUGGCUGCAUUCUUUUGCAAUUUGCUAAGGACAGUUGCAACUGCAUGGUUUUCUGCAGAAGUGUAAAUCCCACUUGAUGUGCCUGUGUAAGAUGCCCUGUCUGCCUGUCUGGUUGGAGAGACCGAGGCAGACUGCUGUACAGCGUUGUUUCAGGGAGAAGUACUGUAUUAAACUUCAAACUGAGGUAAUAUUUACUGUUUUCACAGAAAGCAAGUAUUCUACAGCUAAUGACUACAAAUUUAUAAUCCUGCCUAUGACAGUUAAAAACUUUCCUUCUGUUGCUCUCCUGCUGGAGCCAGUGGCACUGAGGAAUUAACAGCUAAAAUGUGCAAGUGUUUUCCACACACAGAAACAAUGAUUUCGGUCCCCCGUUUUUGGCAGAAAUUUGGAAUAAGUGUCACAUGUAACAAGAUUGCUGUCCUAGGCCAUGAAAAUGAGAUGCUCUAGGAUCUUUGUUAUAGAAAGCUAGACUCUUAAAUGUUAACUUAGCUGUGAAUCAGUUUGUAGCUCAUGUUGAGUUUCUCCCGUUCCUUGCUCCUGCAUCCCAAAUACUUUGCUGAAUUCUUCCAGCAAAAACUUGAAAACUGCAAUAGAACUGUGCUCACUAAGUGAUCAGCUGAGAGUCCAACAGCAUCCAAGAGAGGUUUGUUUUAUCUUGGUGUUCCCUGUUUCGGGAGGAAUGUCGAGUGUCACGUAAAUUUAAGCACCUUGAUAUCUUACGUCCUCUAUAAACUCCUGCCAAGUUACCUGUAAACUGGCCCCUCCUGGGUUGGGUUGGGUUGGUUCUUGGUGGUUUUUGUUCAAAGCAACGCUGUUAACGUUUGUUCUUGGUUGCUAUCCCAGAGCGUCACAUGCACGUGGAGCUUCCAGCUGGUUUACAGAAUCUGCAGUUGUGAGUUUAUUUUAGGAGGAGAAAAGAAAAUUGUUACCUAGGAAGAUUGGCCCCACUGAAAACCUGCAG
Dryobates pubescens (Downy woodpecker) is the source of this 3861-nucleotide messenger RNA. It is a transcript of the gene ZXDC, whose product is annotated as ZXD family zinc finger C. Gene Ontology annotation, biological process: regulation of transcription by RNA polymerase II. Gene Ontology annotation, cellular component: nucleus. The transcript has 10 exons. Bases 56 to 2788 code for a protein of 910 amino acids. Gene Ontology annotation, molecular function: transcription coregulator activity. The record is from RefSeq and is a predicted model, not a curated record. NCBI's taxonomy places the organism in Eukaryota, Metazoa, Chordata, Aves, Piciformes, Picidae.